GGCCAUGGGUCUCUAGGAAUAGCAGCAUAGAUAGUGGAGAAACAGAAGUUGGCCGCAGGGUCACCCAGGAAGUCCCCCCUGGAGUCUUCUGGCGGUCUCAGAUCCAUAUCAACCAGCCACAGUUCCUGAAGUUCAACAUAUCCUUAGGGAAGGAUGCUCUUUUUGGUGUUUAUAUAAGAAGAGGACUCCCACCAUCACAUGCCCAGUAUGAUUUCAUGGAACGUUUGGAUGGGAAAGAGAAAUGGAGCGUGGUGGAGUCCCCACGGGAACGUCGAAGUAUUCAGACCCUUGUUCAGAAUGAGGCUGUGUUUGUUCAAUACUUGGAUGUGGGUUUGUGGCACCUGGCGUUUUACAAUGAUGGCAAGGACAAAGAAGUGGUCUCUUUCAGUACGGUUAUUUUGGAUUCAGUGCAAGACUGCCCACGUAAUUGUCAUGGGAAUGGCGAGUGCGUAUCAGGUGUCUGCCACUGUUUUCCAGGAUUUCAUGGAGCAGAUUGUGCUAAAGCUGCCUGCCCGGUACUGUGCAGCGGCAAUGGUCAAUACUCUAAAGGCACCUGCUUAUGCUACAGUGGCUGGAAAGGUCCAGAAUGCGAUGUACCCAUCAGCCAGUGUAUCGAUCCCUCAUGUGGAGGUCAUGGUUCCUGCAUCGAAGGGAACUGUGUCUGUUCUGUUGGCUAUAAAGGAGAAAACUGUGAAGAAGUUGAUUGCUUAGAUCCAACGUGCUCCAACCACGGAGUCUGCGUGAAUGGAGAAUGUCUCUGCAGCCCAGGUUGGGGUGGAAUAAACUGUGAGCUUCCCCGAGCCCAGUGUCCAGACCAGUGUAGCGGGCACGGUACCUACCUGUCUGACACAGGUCUUUGUAGCUGUGAUCCCAACUGGAUGGGCCCUGACUGCUCCGUUGAAGUGUGCUCCGUAGACUGUGGCACUCACGGGGUGUGCAUUGGCGGAGCAUGUCGCUGUGAAGAUGGGUGGACAGGAGUGGCGUGCGACCAGCGCGUGUGUCAUCCCCGUUGUACGGAGCACGGAACUUGUAAAGAUGGGAAAUGUGAAUGCAGAGAGGGCUGGAAUGGGGAGCACUGCACCAUUGGUAGGCAAACGACAGGCACCGAAACAGGCACAUAUUGCUUUCUUUUCAUAAAUCGUAGAAACAUAGUUACUGUUGUGUAUUGUAAUAGGCUGUCCCCUUAA
Messenger RNA from Balearica regulorum gibbericeps (East African grey crowned-crane), 1187 nucleotides. NCBI's taxonomy places the organism in Eukaryota, Metazoa, Chordata, Aves, Gruiformes, Gruidae. The record is from RefSeq and is a predicted model, not a curated record.